GUCAUAGCCAUCCAUAGCCGUGCGCGUGAAAGCUACAAGGUCCGCGAUUCCGCGUGUAACGGGCAAAAUUUUGGCGUGUGACAGCCGCGUGCUUUCUGUGUAGUAGUAUACUUUGUAGCAAUUACAGAGACAGCGUCUGAACAUGGCGGAGCUUGUUCAGAAAAACAUCGAGGGCUUCAUUCCCGAAUUGGAGCAAAUGGAAAGGACCGGUCUAGUCACGAGAGAGCAAGUGAGAGAAAUUCUUAGACGCAGGAAACGGUUCGAAUAUCGCCUGCGUCGAAGGAAGAAGUCCAAAGAAGACUACUUGACCUACAUACAGUAUGAGCUGAACUUGUACGAGCUGCUCCAGAAGCGGAGAGCGAGGCUUAGCAUAACAGACAAGAGAACAGAGAUCGACCAGAUGAUUGCAAGAAGAAUCAACAAGCUGUUUAAGAAGGCUGUGCUCUUGUUCAGUGGUGACUCAAAGCUGUGGCUGUCGCACAUUGAUUUUUGUGUGCGCAUGGGCUGGAACCAUGUCGUGGGAACGCUUUAUACCCGCAUGCUAAAUCUUCACAGUCACAGGCCAGAGAUCUGGGUGGCAGCUGCGAAGUGGCAGCUUGAGUGCAACUCCUCUCCAGAAAUGGCACGCAAGCUCCUUCAAAGGGGGUUGCUUUUCAACAACAAGUCGUCCCUGCUCUGGCACGAGUACUUCCGAAUGGAGCUGAUUUUUGUUGACAAGAUGAGAAAAAGAAAGAUAGUGCUUGGCAUUGAGGAGAAAGAGGAUGGUGCAGAAGCUGAAGAUGCUGUCCUCAAGGUGAAAAUUCCUUCCCUCGUAUAUGGUGCUGCUGUCAAGUCCAUUCCAGACAUUGAGUUCGCCUUGUCCUUCCUGCCUAUCUGUGAUGCCUUUGACUUUGCUCACCACUUGGCAGAGCAGAUACUGCAAGAUGUGCAGGCUCGGCAUCCUAAUCAAGAAAGAAUGUGGGAUGCUGUGGCAAGGAGGCAGCUCUUAAGCAAGCACGGAACCUUGAGUCUUGUUGAAAAUGUUGUAUGCAGUGAUAAAAAAGGUGCUGCAGCAGCUAGGGCCAUUUUUGAACAAGCUCUUGUACGGCUCCCAACAGAGACAAUGUGGAAACUCUAUAUUCAGUUCCAGUUGGAACUUCUGGAGCAGUCUAGUAGUGAAAAGCAAGCAGCAAAGAGGCUACGCCAAGUGGUCAACUUGAUGCAGAGGGCUUCAAGUGAAGAACUGCUGACGUUUGAACACCACCAAGAAUGGGUCAAGCUCCUGCAAAACUGUAAAGAACAUGACGCUGCUUUGGCCUGUGCUCAGGCAAGUGUCAAAAGGUGGGCGAAGUCGGUUGAAGCUUGGCUUCUGCUGCUUGAGCUGCUCAUUGGAAGAGGGCCUGGGGCUGAAGAUGCAUUAAAGGCCUUUGAAGAUGCCCUGUCUGCCAUAUCGAAACAGGAGUCUCUGCCAGUUUGGAGGAGAGCCACUGAAUUUCUGUCAUCAGAGGUCCCAGAGGAAACAAUUCCUUUUCUUGAGAAAGCAUUGUUCUACCCAAAUGAUGUGUGCAUCUGGGCAAAGGAGAAACUCCUCGAAUUGAAGUGUUUGUACCAUGGCUACAAUGCAGCACGGAAGUUCUACAAAAGAAUGCUAAAUCUGAAACCUCUAUCAGUGAACUUUUUCCAACGCAUGAUUGACUUGGAGAAUUCCAGAGUUCAACCGGAUGCAGACAACUUGAGGAGCUACUUUGAACAUGCAGUAGCUGAGUUUGGAGGAUCAAAUGUUGAUGUCUGGAUGAAGUACAUCCUCUUUGAGCUGAAGCACCCAGAAGGAAAGCCUGAGCAAGCGGGUGUCCUCUACCACAGAGCUGUGAAGACACUUGAUGAUGACCUCACUAAUCACUUCAUUUCAGCCUACUCUUUGAUGGACACCAGAAAAUUGUAAACAAGUGGCUAGUGUGGUGAUUUGAAUUGUAAUUUACUGCUUCACCUGCCAGAUGUUGUUAUGUUGCACAUUUGAUACUUCUUUUUAAACUUUCUUCUUUCAUGGAGGGGCCCCCUUGGGGUGUCUACUACAAAUACAGUUGCAUGGCCCCUGCUGUGUCAUUAUCCAUAAUUAUGUGGAAAAGUGAGGUGCCUGCUACACAUUUGCAAGGCAUUAUGUGCACUUUGUUGGCCUGUUACUAUGUGUGGGAAGCUCGUUAUGCAAUUUGCAUUGUGUGAUGCCUGGCUGUUAUUUCACUCCUCUAUUACAUCUAUUACCAUAAUUCUUUGCCCAGUAUAGGGCCUUUUAAAAAAGGGGUUUCUAGCUUUGACAUGGCUGUGUGGCAGGAUGUUCACACAGAGCUCCUGGUUUCAAAUCCCGUAUGAUUGUGGAUUUUUUUUGUGCAUGAUAGCAGUUAUGGUCACAGGCAGUAGCUGUAGCGGACAAUUGCACUGCCAAAAUUGGCUGUUGGUGUGAUUUUGUAACAGCUUUCAUUGUAAUAUCUCGUAUUGAAAAUGAAUUGCUCCGGCCUACCCAAACUUGGCAUCUGGCAAAGUGAAAUCAUGUGUGCCUCCUUAAGAAUGAACAAUUGUACGCUUGUCAGUGGGGUCACCAUUGUUACUAAGCCGAAAAGUAAUGCAAGAAUCGCCUAUAAUGGGGGUGCCUUUCCACUGCUGGGUAAACAGCGACAAGCAAAGCUUUGCAUAUGUGCAGGACCAAGUACAAUUUUUUUCUUUAAUUCGCAUUGUGCCAUGAUCCCCCAACUUUUAAAGGGGCCCUGCGACAACAAAUUAAUCAUAUUGUUUUCAUGGCUUCUUUUUGAACUGUAGAGUGCACCAAACCUCGUUGGUGAGGGGAAAUGCCAAAAACUAAGCUGUUGUAAUUUUAUUUCUAUGGGAAAACACUUUUUUAGGACUAGAGUGACACACAGCAGCUAAUUUUUUAAUCAAGUAACGUUUCACCCCGUGGGAAUGACAACACAGAAUGCACGUUUUGAUUAUCCCGACACGCGUAAUAUUAAUACAUUCCUAGAUAGAGCACACCGUUGUGCAUUAAAUAACGAUAAAAGCACGGUUUAUACUUCUUCAUAUACAAAAAGAUUUCGCUUUUUAACAUGAAAGUAUGAGAACAGUUGCAAAACGAUGCAAAAAGGCGCUGCACGAUGACCACCACGAUGCUUGUCGUAUGCCACAUCUGUGUGAGAGGGGCGUGGUGAUUAGAAACAGCCUUUGAUGUCAGUGGGAGAGUGACAUGUUCAAGGGAACGUUUUUUUCGUUGUCUGGCGGGGCUCUGAAGUUUGAAGGCUAAUAACAUAGGUUACUGUAAAGUGAUUUCAAUCAUUAUUUUUGCGUUCGCCUCUGUAUUCAGCACUAUACGAGCUCCAGAAAUCAGACGAAAAAACGACGGAUGGCUCCUUUAAGUGCGGAGCAUUUAGGCGGCCAGGCUGCCGUGGGCUUGUUCACACCGAAAGGGAAGUAACAAAGUGGGAAAGCGAGCUGUUCGAAGCAGUGAAAGCGCGCAUCUGUUCAAACCUCAUGCCUCCGCGUGGCAGAGGAGUCUGGGCAUCCAGUGCUUUUGUGCACGUGUCGCUGUCACGUGUAAAUGCUUCUCCCAAAGAUAAGAUACAGUAGCGCCUGCACCGCGUGGCGUUCUGAUUAGCUGCAGUGAAGCGGCGACCUUGACCGAUCUUGCCGCACUCCAGCAACCGCACUUGUGUGGCUUGUGGCAAGAUUGGUCAUUUUGAAUCUGUCUGUAUUCUCGUCUUCCAAUUUCUCCCAACGCAGCCUACUUGUCUACUUCUAGUGCUGCGCAGACCAGCAUGGUCAUUGUCUUGAAUGUGGAUGAGCUCCACUAGCUCACAGAACUGUGCAUUGCAGUUUCCAUCGGUACUGUUUCAUUUUCGUUUUUUGUCGACACCGGUGCAUCUGUGUCAUUAUUCAGUGAGUGCCAUUGUUCAUUUACUGGCAUUCAACUGGCAUCUUCUUCCAUUAUCCUUCAAUCGUAUUCGAAAGGAAUUAUUGAACACUUUGCCCAAUUUAAGUCCACCAUUGCUUACUGGAGCGUCAUGUCUCCGGUUGCAUUCUACAUCACUCGAAAUGGCCAAUUCCUUCUUUUUCUUUGAAAACAUUGCCUUGUUCACCAGCACCUGCUGCAACGAACCUUCCUGCAACAGUGCCUGCUCCAAGGACAUCUGCGUCAACCGUGCCAGAAGGGCACUGUACAUGCCCUUCUGGCACGUACAGUGCCCUUCGUUGGCACUGUACGUGCUUCAACUGGUGGUGCGUCCAGCAUAUGGUCACCUCUUACUACUAUGUUCGUUCAGAACACUCACGCAAUCACAGUCACUGUUCCACCAUGGUGAAUGAGUACUACUUCUAGUUGACUGCUUACUGAAUUCGGCUUCAUCCAUAGUGACACCUAGUAACUGACAUAAAUUAAGGGCCUUUACGUGCUCUCUUUGUCCUGCCUGUUCAUUUAAGCUUAAUUGGAAUGUAUCCGUAUGUGUAAUUAACAUAAUUCCGGACAUAUUUGUUUGUCGAAGUAUGUGGGCAUAUUAUUUUAAUCAAUAUUGGAAGGUGACCACUAUUUGUGGCCGAUGUGAUGGUGGACCCUGAGCUAGAAAAAGUCAGGUCUAUCACAGAAUGUGAUAGGCCAGAUAGAUAAGUGGGGGAUCGUAAAUUCCCACACUGAAUUAUGAUAACCGUUUGCCACAGGCAUCGGAUCUAUAACGCCAUGAUAUGUGGCGUGAGUUGAAAUCUCUUGCGAUUAUUAUAUUUUUUUUGCACGCUGCUACUGCAGAAUCAAAUAAACUAGUAUUUGAAAUA
Messenger RNA from Rhipicephalus microplus (southern cattle tick), 4785 nucleotides. RefSeq names its product U3 small nucleolar RNA-associated protein 6 homolog. Gene Ontology annotation, cellular component: Pwp2p-containing subcomplex of 90S preribosome; small-subunit processome. The record is from RefSeq and is a predicted model, not a curated record. Lineage: Eukaryota; Metazoa; Arthropoda; Arachnida; Ixodida; Ixodidae. Gene Ontology annotation, molecular function: protein binding; snoRNA binding. Gene Ontology annotation, biological process: maturation of SSU-rRNA from tricistronic rRNA transcript (SSU-rRNA, 5.8S rRNA, LSU-rRNA).